Aspergillus tanneri is the source of this 768-nucleotide messenger RNA. It is a transcript of the gene CSNK1D, whose product is annotated as Casein kinase I isoform delta. Gene Ontology annotation, cellular component: nucleus; cytoplasm. Bases 1 to 768 code for a protein of 255 amino acids. Lineage: Eukaryota; Fungi; Ascomycota; Eurotiomycetes; Eurotiales; Aspergillaceae. The transcript is spliced from 2 exons. The record is from RefSeq and is a predicted model, not a curated record. Gene Ontology annotation, biological process: signal transduction; endocytosis; peptidyl-serine phosphorylation. Gene Ontology annotation, molecular function: protein serine/threonine kinase activity; ATP binding.
AUGUCCCAAGCGAAAAUGAUUAAGAACCAAUUUUACAUAGACUGGGACACCCCGAUCAAGCAGGGCGGUUCAAGUGAGAUCUUCCAAGGUAAAUCUACCAGAACGGCUGCUGGAAGUUCUUUGCUGAGAGCAAACCAAAAAGGCACGGACAUAUUCACGGACAAACCCGUCCUCAUCAAACGGGAGAGGCCGAAGCAAGGCUAUACACAAGAAUGCAAUUCACCCCUGACAAGAGAGUUCCACGUUUAUCAGUCAUUGCGGAAUCGACAUGGCUUCCCACGGGUAUACUGGUUCCUGGAGAUUACCGGCUACCGGCUUCUGGCUAUGGAGCGUCUGGGGCCUAACUUGGAGGAUUUUCUAAACAAACAUGGGCGCCGACUGAGCCCAAUAAUUGUCUCCUGGAUCGCAUGUAAACUUUUGAGGAGGGUUGAAUGCCUCCAUGAGCAGUCAUUUGUCCACUGCGACGUCAAGCCCCAAAAUUUUGUUUUGGAUUCCAUUGACAGUCCCCGGCAGAUCUACAUGAUUGACUUGGGUCUGGCAAGACGGUAUCGUGACUCUAAGAUGCUUUACGCCUUCUGGCCCACACAGAGUCCGCUUGGGACCCCCCAGUUUAUGAGUGUUCGCAGCCACUAUGGUUAUCCGCCCUCCCGUCGGGACGAUUUGGAGUCUCUGGGAUAUCUCCUGGUGUACCUUUUCCGAGGGACCUUGCCAUGGCAGGCUCUCGAUGCCUUGACUGAGGAGGAAAGGUUAGGGCAGAUACUCGAGUAA